Messenger RNA from Hypoxylon trugodes, 2431 nucleotides. RefSeq names its product putative actin cytoskeleton organization protein. Lineage: Eukaryota; Fungi; Ascomycota; Sordariomycetes; Xylariales; Hypoxylaceae. The coding region runs from base 154 to 2268 and encodes 704 amino acids. The transcript has 2 exons. The record is from RefSeq and is a predicted model, not a curated record.
AGAUCCAACAUACGCCACAUUACCACAUUUCAAUUCAUUAAGUCCGUCACGACCCCAACUACUUCUACAUUAUUUUUCUACUUUUCAGAAGACAUCACCAUCUUCGUACAUACGCCAGAACUCAAGGGAUACUUAUUCCCCUUUGGUGAAAAAAUGGACGAAUCACCUAUUGAUGUUACCUCCAACCGCGAGGAGAUGGACAAACUGAACACCGUGGAACAGACACAACUCAUUCUUGCGCGAUUAAUGGAAGGUGGCCAAGAAGAUGACGAUACUUGUCAGGAGCUCGAUCGACUCACCAAGCUUUUAAAUGAGGAUAUCACAAACAAAAACAAGACUCAAUCCAUCUGCGAUGUAAUCGACGAUGUUUGUGUCGAUACCAUUCUCGGUUACCUUGACAUGAGACAAGCCGAUACCGUCCGUGGACACGCAAUCUUGAGCGCUUCGGCAUAUCUGAAAGCUGCCGGAAAAAAGGGAGACGAAGCUCUAAGUAAAUUCUUUUUCGAUCGUGUGAAAAGGGGUACUUAUGAUGACUACAUCGUCGCUUUCUGUGUCGCCGCCGCUAUCUUCCCAAUCGCCCCAGAAACAACAUCGGCCAUAUUCCUCACUGAGGGUUUCUUACCUUCCCUUGAUCCCUUGAUGCGACGAAAAUGGAAGAGCAGAAAAGUCGAGACAGCAUGCCUAGACAUGCUUAACGCCGCUUCUAUGAACUCGUCAUGCCGUGAGGCUAUCCGGAAGUAUUGUACCGACUGGCUAGAGGAGGUUGUCGACCAAGACCCGAAUGAACUGGCUAGGUCGAUCCACGCGGCGGAUCCCGAAGUUCAGGUUACCGAAGGUUCAAUUGCUAUGAGGAGGCAUUCCGAGGCGGUUCAGCAUCUCGCUGCGGUGAUCCUAGCAAAAUUGAAAGCUGUGCCCUCAUCGGCGCAACAGACGACGGAAGGAUCCGAAGGUAGAAUUCAACAAGCGACAACUAGUAUCGAGGAUCUCUCUAGGAUGUUCGGUUCGAUGAUACUUGGAGACCCAGAAAACGAAGACGGCAAACGACAUUCAGUAGAGGGUUUGGCUUAUGCGACUAUCCAACCCGCGAUUAAAGAGGAAGUAGCUCACAACAAGGAACUUGUGAAAUCUCUGGUUAGGAUUCUAGCUGACGCACCCGCGAAAGCACCUCUAACAUACGGAGCACUUAGCAUUUUUAUGAACCUAACGCGAUAUCAACCAGUACAAUCCGAGGAAGAAAAGAAGAUGACUCAACUCAAGGCUUACGCUAACGCCAGUGGAAAGCUCGCGCCGGCUAAUCCGUUGAACGAUGACAAUCAUGUUUCGGAACGAUGCAAACGAGUUUUUGAAGCCGGUAUAGUACCAGUUUUGGUAACUCAUAGUAGGCACGGUUCUGUUGCCUCAUUAAAUCUCAUCGUAUCCAUUAUUUCAGCAUUAUCAGUUACGACUGGUUUGCGGGGUCAGCUUGCCCAGCAAGGUGCUGUGAAUUUACUUAUUGCUGCUUGUACGGCAUUACCAGAUACCGAAUCACAAGCUAAGCGCACUGCUGCUCAAGCUCUUGCCCGUAUACUCAUUAGUACGAACCCGGCUCUCGUUUUUGGUGGUACUCGCGCACGUCCCCAAAAUUCUGCCAUACGGCCUCUCACCUAUAUUCUUUCUCCUGAUCCCACAGCGGAAACUCGAGAUCUUUUGCCAACAUUCGAAGCAUUGAUGGCUCUGACUAAUCUCGCAUCGACGGACGACGACACACGAGUUACAAUAAUUCGCAAUGCAUGGUCCGAGAUCGAAGAGUUACUUCUGUCCUCCAAUAAUCUUGUUUCAAAGGCAGCAGUGGAAUUAGUAUGCAACCUGGUUCAAUCUGUCGAGGGUGUUGCUCUCUAUGCAGCCGACAACCCACAGGCGGCCAAUCGGUUACAUAUUCUACUUGCACUUGCGGAUGCUGAGGAUGAAGGGACAAGAAGUGCUGCUGGUGGUGCAUUGGCUUCUUUAACAGCAUACGAAGCUAUUGUGACUGGUAUUGUUAAGAGAAAACGUGGAGUUGAGGUUGUCUUGGGUCUUUGUGGGGAGGGAAAUGAAGACUUGCGGCAUCGGGGUGUGUUCGUAGUGUAUAAUAUGGUUGCCUAUGAAGGAGAGGCAGGUAAGACGGCACGAAAAGCGAUACGGGAGAAGAAUGGGGUAGAGGUAUUGAAGGGAUGUGCAAAGGCCAGCAGGAGAGCUGAAGUUGUCGAGGUUACUAUUCAGGCGUUGAAAGUUUUGCUUGAGGAAGAUUAGGUGUACGACUUGAAAAAAUGGAUGAAUUGUUAUGCUUUGCAAAUUAUUGGUGCAAGGGACGGGAAUAUUGAAUUGUUGAAAUGUGUACUAUUUUGACCUAUUAUCCGGUUCGGAUUUUUGAGCGUGCCAUCUAUAUCUAAUGUGUAUGAUUUGACUCUCUGGA